AUGCUGGAACAGGAAGGCUUGUCCGAAAUAGCUCACAGUAAUGCCAGCGAACAGAUUGCUUAUUUACUGGUAGAAAGAACGACGCUACUGGAGAAACUGGAGAUCGCGGAUCAGAAGUUGGAUUCACACAGCUGCGUAGACAGGCUGCGUGCUGCACAGCUCCAGGAUGAGUUUGAUCACAUUCAUCAGACGUUAGAAGAUGAACUCCAACAACAACGUGAACCCACGCAGCAUACCGGAGAGACAAUGAAUGAGGUAAUAUCCCUUGUGUUUCAGUUCUACAGGGAAGAGCUGGAGAGGGAACAAGCAUCACGUGCAAGACUUGAACGAGAUCUGGAUGAGGCCACACAGAGGCUGAUGAUGGCCCAGGAAGAGAUUCAGAGGUUGACAGAUGAGCUGGAUGCACAAAGAAAGGAGGAGAGCAAAAUAGAAUCGGCCUCGUGGUCAGCCCUGCGACCGCCUGAGAGCUGGGAAGAAGGGGUGGACAAAUGGAAGGAGAGCGACCCGACUGAGCUACAGAAGGCCAUGGAGCACAACAGCAGACUGGACAGGGAAAUCCUGGCGCUGCGAGCACGGGUCCAAACGCUCGAUUUGGAAAGGAAAGCGUUCCUCGAUCUGGUUGAACAGCUCAAAGAGGAGAUCUGUGAGUAUCAGAAGAGUGAGAAGCAAGGACUUCCAUUGCCUGCGCCCGGCGAGACUGAAGAAGUCGCAGCAUCCUCGCUGCAGGGCACAAAGGAUGAAGGGAGGAUUGAAGGAGACUAUGUUUCAGGCCAAGCUGGCUCAGAUCAAGAGGACAGAUAUCAGGGUAGUGAAACACUUCAUAAAAGGUGCCGAGAGGUGAUUGAAAACAUCGAGGGCAGGAAUUCACAGCUCCUUCACAAGCUGCAGAAACUGGAGCAGGAGCACGAGGAUUUGGUUGAGCGCAAUGAAGAGCUGGAAUCAAUUCUGGGAGAGACACAGAUCCAAACCAAGCAGGAGAAGGAACAUUUUGAGUGUGAGGUGGAGGGACUUCAUCGGAAGAUCACAAGUUUAGAAACAGAGUUACUUGAAGUGCAGAAGAACAAAACUGAGAUGAAUGGGGAAGAGCAGGCAUCGUCUGGAGCACAAGAGAUGCAAGAGAUGUUGGAAAGCUGUCAGGAAACAAUAGAAAAGUUGGGAAGUCAGCUGGGAGAGCGGAGAGAACGGAGAAAGCAACUUGCAUCUGAGCUUGAACUGUUACGAGAAGAUCUGAAGGCUGAGAAGGUGGGGUUGCCUGACUCAAAAUCAGAGUUUACAAGCCAUUGUAAUAACUUCCCAAGUCUCCAAAGAACAUCAGCAAGCAGAGAUCACAUUAAUGUGUCCCAUGAGGAGCUACAAAAAGAUAAUGCUUUGUUAGAUACAGAGGUCUCUGAACUCCUACAAGAAAGAGAACAGAUUAACAAACUCGAGCAGAAACAUGAAGAUGUAUGUACAGAUGAAAAGACAUAUGAAGAACAGAUGGCUAAAGUAGUAUUUUUGGAAGAACAGAUCAAAAACUUGAGAGAUGAACAAGAACUGCUCUGUUCUGAAUUGCUAGAAAGCAACAAGAAGAGGGAGGAGCUAGAAAAGCAGCUGAAAGAGAGCAGUGAAGAAAAACGGUUGUUACUGGAAGAAAUUGCCCAGCUAAAACAAGAUAUCUUGACUACCCGGGGGCAGGUCGACAGCACGCUUGAAGAGACUUUGAGGACGAAUCAAGGCAUGGCGCAUAGAGAGAACAGGUUUCUCGUGUCGCAGAGCUCUGCAGGAGGUUUAGAUGGGAGCGUUAAACAGAGUCUGUCCAAUGAGAGAUUCCAGCAGCAGGAGGAAAAAAUGCAGCAGCUGCGGCAGGACUUGCGUCGAGUUCAGAACUUGUGCAGCUCGGCCGAGAGGGAGCUGAGAUACGAAAGGGAGAAGAACGUUGACUUACAAAAGCAAAAUCUCUUGCUCCAACAGGAAUGCACCAAGGUCAAAGCUGAGCUGAAGCAAGCCCGGGCAAAACUCUCGGACACAACCGAAACGUGCUCCUCUCUCUCAGCACAGUGGGAAAAAAGCCAGCAGAAGGUCAAAGAACUCGAACAAGAGCUCUUGAAGUGCUCCCAGGCUGAUAAACUGCAAAGCGGUCUGCAAGAGAAACUUGCACAGGAGAAAUCCAAAGUAUGUGAAGCACAAAAAAAGAUUUCAAAACUCCAGCAAAAGCUGAAAGAUUCACAACACCAGCUCCUGCUGGCAGAGGCCCGUGUUUCAGACAAGAAACUCCUGGAGGAGGAAUUGAAGGAGGCCCGAGAAAAUGAAGCUCGCGUGCAGCAAGAACUUCACGAGGAGCAGCUGAAAAGGAAGCUCCUGGAGCAGCAGGUGGAAGAGCUGCGGCAGCAGCUCCAGCAUUCGCGGGAGACAGAGGCGUCGCUGGCCAAGAUGCACGUGGAGCUGCAGGCCAAGACUCUGCACGUCCUAGAAGAUGAGAGGAAAACUGACUCGAGUGAGCACCUCCAGUGUCAGAAGGAGAACCAGAAGCUUUCAGAGCAACUUUCACUGAUGAAGGAGGAAAACAAAGCCCUUUAUGAGGAAGGAGUCCGACUCCUGAACCAGAAGGAUCUGUAUGUCAGGAAAUACAACGACAUGCAGCUCCGCCACAAAGACAAGAUCCGCAGAGCCAAGGAGACCUUUAUCCACGAAGUGAAACAAAGGGACAGCAGAAUUAAGCAGCUUGAAAAUGAGCUCAGCGAGUCAAAGCUCCAAGUGGAAAAGGGGAAGAUGCUGAUUGCACAGGUCACUGCCGAGAAUGAGAAAUUACUCCAGGAAAGAAGACGGCUCCUCCAGAAGAUAAUUGACCAAGAGGAGACCCCUUGGAGCAACCGGUCUACGACUGCCACCCUGCAAAGCAGAGUGAAGAUCCUGGAGGAGGAGAAUGUGCGGCUGCACGAGAGCAAACUCCAGCUCUCCGGCCACAUGCCGACCUCGCAGCGCGCGCCGAGGAGCAUCCAUGCUCCCAACACGGAGGACUCGAAGAGCGUUAACUUCUCUGAACGCCAGCUACAGAGUAAGGUGUUGCCAUCUCCCCGUACCAGGUACCGUGGGGUUAAAGGAGGAGGCAGGGAAUGCCUCUCGGCAUGUGAUACCCGUGACAAGCUCGUCACUGAGGCGUAG
Cariama cristata (Red-legged seriema) is the source of this 3141-nucleotide messenger RNA. RefSeq names its product coiled-coil domain-containing protein 30-like. The coding region runs from base 1 to 3141 and encodes 1046 amino acids. The record is from RefSeq and is a predicted model, not a curated record. The transcript has 23 exons. NCBI's taxonomy places the organism in Eukaryota, Metazoa, Chordata, Aves, Cariamiformes, Cariamidae.